Molecule: messenger RNA, 1023 nt
Organism: Kwoniella botswanensis
Lineage: Eukaryota; Fungi; Basidiomycota; Tremellomycetes; Tremellales; Cryptococcaceae
Exons: 2
Coding region: 1-1023 (340 amino acids)
Molecular function (GO): protein binding
Source: RefSeq, a predicted model, not a curated record
AUGGCACCUUCCAAGAAAAACGGCCCUCAACCCAAUCCCAAUCCCAUUCGCAUAUCCCCAGGAACUCCCAAAUCAGUGACCACUCCACUCAUAUCCAGCUCUCAACCACCUCAGAGCAGCCCUGAACGAACAAUUAUCAGAAAUCAUAUCAGCAUCUUAGAUCUACCCAUUGAAGUGUUGGAUCAGAUUUUCUCCUACAUAUCACAAAUUGACCUGCUAUCAUGCUGCCUAGUCUCAAAGAGGUUCCAUCAACACUCAACGUCUCAUCUAUGGAGCCAUCUCAAGCUAUCGCCUAGUUCUAAAGAUUGCAACGCUAAAGGGGACGCAACUAGAUUAUCAAUAUAUCGAAGUACACUUGACAAGCUAUGUUACGGAAAGUCGAGAAGGGUUAAUGAUUUAGCCAAAAGCGUGAAACAUCUUACAUUAGAUUAUCAUGAUGAGACAUGGUGUAGAUCCAUGAAAGGUGCACUUCGAUUACCCGAUUUACGAGUUCUCCAAAUCAACUUGGCCUCGGGAUGCUCAAGAACUCGGUAUGCAUUCCAUCAAUAUAGUGCAGGAGAGCGCUGCAAAUUGAUCUCGGACAUUCAUCCUUCGACUAUAAUUAUCAGAGACUGUGUGACCUCAGAAAAUCCAUUGUAUUGUCCUUCCAUUUGGCCAUUAUCACUAUGGAGGAAUGUGCAUGAUUUGUUCUUCGUAUCUUCCGACUAUCAAUCAACCCCUAAAACCGAUAUGGAUCUCGGUUUCCCAGAAAUGCUUUUGGACAGGUUAAAAUCAAUCACCUGGAUCUUUAGUCCGAUCAAUACCUCCGGUCGUUCUCCCUCCGAUGCGAUAUCGAAAUAUAAGGCUUGUUCUUUAUUUCCCUUGAUAUUCACCUUGAAGCAGACUGAACAGGUACCAUUCACCAUUGUCAAUCCUGCUCACCUUGGAAGGGCGAAAGGUAUCCAUCAGAGGACGGUUGACUAUAUCAAAUAUCAAUUCGUUAAGAGCGCCACCGAGCUGUGGUAUGGUAAGGGAAGAGAUUGA